Molecule: messenger RNA, 2201 nt
Organism: Hydractinia symbiolongicarpus
Lineage: Eukaryota; Metazoa; Cnidaria; Hydrozoa; Anthoathecata; Hydractiniidae
Product: plasminogen-like
Exons: 7
Coding region: 1221-1985 (254 amino acids)
Molecular function (GO): endopeptidase activity; signaling receptor binding
Source: RefSeq, a predicted model, not a curated record
AUCUCCAUAUUAACCAUGAUUAACUGACAAAAUUAUCCGGAUGUUAUUGUAUCCUCUUUCAUAACACCUUUACAAAAUUUUAAUAUGAAAUCACCGCCACCUAGCGAAAAAUUUGUCAUUUUUAACUGACAGAUUUUUCACCAAUAAGGUAUUUUGUUGAUCCCGAGACAGUUUCCCAUCAUCCAACAUUUCACGAUAUCUUAAGUUGGCGUAUACUCACAACUACAAUUGUGUGCGUACUUUUUGCUAUUUCUUAAAAAAGCACCGCUCGACAAGUGCUCUGUUGCGGGAAGGGUGCAAAUCUAUUACUAAUGCAGAUGUGAAGAGUGGGUAAAGUAAAAAUGCGCUAGUCGUAGUUGCUGUGCUGUUUUUAUUAUGGUACAAUUAAAAGGGACAACCUGGGAUGGUCUAGGUAAUGAAAAAAAUAAAAAGUCAUUACGUGUAAAUAUGAAAUUAAUCAAUAAUAAUUCUUAUUCAAGAAAAUUUUAAAACACGAUUGUAGUUUUUAAUUAUUCGCUAGCUUUUAAUGAUCGGAAUGUGUGAUCAAACCGAAUUAUAUUUUCUUGUUACCCUUUCAAUUACACUGUGUCAAUUUAUUUUAUAUUGUUUUCUUUGCAGACAUAAUACAGGAAAAAAUAUUCUGUUUUUUUUUUAGCUGUUGCUCAUAAUGCCAAUCAAGAACAUGUAACAAGCUGCAUUCGUUAUAAUGAAGUGUUACCCGAGGGAGUUUGCAUCAACCAACUCAAGAAUCAUCGAAUUUAUCAAUCCCCUUUUGAGGCCAGAAAAGUUAACAAAAUAAUAGAAUGGAUUAGAGUAUUAUUCGAUUUGACGAAAUAUGUCAAUAUAUUAUUCUUUCAACGGGCAUUUUCUAGGUAUCUUGAAAGGUUUACAAUCUGUAAAGAAAAUCCGGAUUACAAACUUUUUCUACGAAAAAUACGGCGCUUAAUCAAGGAGAAAUUUUCAGUGUUUCAUUAUUGUUUGCCGUUUUACGAUAAAAUUUUUUGCUAUAUACGACAUCCGCCAUGUUUAAAGUCGAGUCAGAAUGAUGAAAUUAUUUUGUCACCGCCCCAUGCAGAAGAUAUUGUAAAGAAAGUGGUUGUGAGAUUUUUUUAAACACAGUGAUAUACACUACAUCAUUAGAGUUACACAGAUUGUGUCCAUCUAAUGUGUCAUAUCCUCGAACCGAAAAUUAUUCUUGCAAUCAGUUUCCAAUUGCUGACAUGAAUAACAUUGAGAAAUGUCAAAAUAUUGGAAAGAAAAGCAAAGAAAAUUCAUCAAUAACAUGUUAUAAUGGCGAUGGUAUUUUGUACAACGGUACUGUUAACAUUACGUCAACUGGUAAAACCUGUUUACCAUGGAACAUCAAUCCAUUUUUAUCUUCGCGAGUAUACAGUAAUUUAAUUAAUAAUUACUGCAGAAAUCCGCAAGGCUAUGCAACAGCUCCAUGGUGUUAUGUUAAUGCUACCAAUCGAGAUUGGGAAUAUUGUGAUGUGCCGAAGUGUACACAAAAUGAUAUGAAAGGCAAAAAAAGCGAGAAAGAUUUAUCAAUAACGUGUUAUAAUGGCGAUGGUAUCUUGUACAACGGUACUGUUAACAUUACGUCAACUGGUAAAACCUGUCUUCCAUGGAACAUCAAUCCAUUUUUAUCUUCGCCGGUAUACAGUAAAUUAAAAAAUAAUUACUGCAGAAAUCCGCAAGGCUAUGCAACAGCUCCUUGGUGUUAUGUUAAUGCUACCAAUCGAGAUUGGGAAUAUUGUGAUGUGUCGAAGUGUACACAAAAUGAUAUGAAAGUAAAGUACAAGGAAGUGCUUAUUGUUGGCUUGGUUUUAAUAUUUACUUUUGCUAUUGUUCUGUCCAUCUGGAAAAUCUGUCGUAUACGAAAAAAUAAAACAAAAGACAAUAUUGAUCCAUAUAACGUUUGUUCUGCAUCUGACCAAGAAAUAACAUCACAAUUAUUGAGGUUGCCUUCGCUAAGUGAAAAUUGAUAAUAACAUGAGGAAGAUAAUAUCACUAUAUUAUUGUCAAUUUUGCGAUAUGACAGCACAGUAGUCUAUUGUUAUUGCAAAUCAUUUUAAUAUGUGUCAGAAAAGUUCAUCAGAUAUCAGUUCAUCAGAGUUUAUUGCUGGAAAUAGUUGUUAUAAUUUUCCUACGUUUUUGACAUUGUAAAAGAUUUUUCUGAAAUAAAUUCAAAAUUUAACGAA